Molecule: messenger RNA, 2951 nt
Organism: Amphibalanus amphitrite
Lineage: Eukaryota; Metazoa; Arthropoda; Thecostraca; Balanomorpha; Balanidae
Product: merozoite surface protein 1-like
Exons: 13
Coding region: 82-1725 (547 amino acids)
Molecular function (GO): zinc ion binding; nucleic acid binding
Source: RefSeq, a predicted model, not a curated record
CAAGAAUUGAGCGCUUCAGCUUGAGCUUGAAGGUUUGAAGCAGACUGAAGCGGAGUUGCCACAGCUCUAAGCGGCAGCGCAAUGUCGUACUUUCCGGGCAUGCCGGCGCCGCGGCCGUACUACGGCGGCUACUACAGCGGCGGGUACGACGACUACUACAGCUACUACACCGGGUACGACGGCUACGGCGGCGGGUACGGCCCGCCGCGGCCGCCGCGCGGCGGCUGGCGGGGCCGCGGCCGCGGUGGCUGGACCCGCGGCGGCGCCUCUGGCGGCGGCGGCUCGGCUGCCACGCCCGUGAAGACCGUGGAGUCGUCGUCGGCCGCUACGCCCACCAGCACGGCCGCCAAGGCGGAUACCACGGUGAAAACGGAGACGAAGGUCAAGACGGAGCCGCAGGUCAAGGUAGAGCCGCAGGUUAAGACCGAGCCACAGGUCAAGACGGAGAAGACCGGGCAGCAGACAGCGCCGGCCGCCGGUGCCGCGAAGCCGGCCUCGGUGCCGAACGGCGGCCCGGCCGCUGCCACUACCGCUACUGGUGGACAGACCACCACUACCACCACCACAGGCACACGGGCGACACCGGCGGCGGCCGCCACCACCGCCGCCAAGACUGCUGACGGCGCGGCGGCCACGGCCAGCACUGCCACCGUGGACACCCCACUGAGCGAGGACCACCCGUUUCCGGAGAGUGUCACGGAGAAGUUCUUCCCGAACCGGUGCGAACUCUGCUCAGUCGUGUUUCCCGUGGCUCGAGACAUCUUUAUACCUGAAAAGGGCGGACUUGAUUACAUGGAGAGCAACCUGCAGUCGACGAUGCACUACAGCGGCAAGUGCCACAAGAAGCGCCUGCGUCAGUUCAUGCAGGACUACUGCCGCCGAAACCGCGUGGUGCCGCCGCAGAAGGCCCGCACACUGAUGAAGGACACACCGGCUAUACCGCGUGCUGCCGAUAAACAGGAGACUCCAAAGGUGGACCUCUACUGCAAGACGUGCGACCUUAGCUUCACCUCCGUGCAGCACGCGUCGCAGCACUACGCCGGCAAGAACCACCAGCGUAAGCUGGAGGGGAAGCCGCCGCUGAAGACGGGCUACUUCAACCCGCGCACGGGCCGCUGGCAGAGGCUUCCGCCGGGUCAGGAACACGAGCGGUACCAGCACCGACCGAUUGUGGCGGCCGCCGUCACCGGGGGUCUGCGACCCGCACCCGCCGCGCCAGCGCCCCCAGCGGCCGCCGCCGCUGCCAGCUCGAACCUGGUUACCGUUCAGGUGUCGCCGGCUAACCUGGUGACCGCUGGUGUGAAGCCCGCUGGCGCUGCCGCCCCCGCGGCCGCCGCAGUGGCCAGUGUCGGAGCCGGCAGCGGCGCGCAGAGCAAGUUCUACUGUCAGAUCUGCGGCGUUUCCGCCACCUGUCAGGUGCAACUGGACACUCACAUGACAGGAGCCCGUCACAAGAUGCAGGCUAAGAAACUUGGGCUGCCCGUGCUCGCCGAAAAGCCGGCGGCCAGCACGGCUGAGGCGACUAAAGGGACAGCCACUGCCGAACCGGCGGCUAAGCGGCCCCGUAGGGACUACUCCAUUUACAAAACACCUUCAGGGAAGUUCUAUUGCCUUCCGUGCGACCUGACGAUGAACUCGGAGACCCAGUUCGCGCAGCACUUUGAGAGCAAGAAGCACCAGAUGGAGGUGUCCAAACAGCGGAAGGCGGGCGUGGUGUCCGCCUGAGGCACGGCUGACGACUAGGACAGCAAUACGGAGCCGCCGCGCGACGGACAGACGCCUCUUUCACCAGCCUGCGGCGCGCACCCUUGGUCAUCUCAUAAGGUCGGUUUCAGCACAGUGACGUGGUAUCAGUGAUGGCGACGUCAUCCGCCGGUGGGGACGUCACCGGUUGUAAUGUUAAAUGUGAGUGAGGGCGAAAGGUGGGGACUGCCAGCCCCUGUCGACGGAAAUAGGUAGAGGGCACCGCCUCUGGUCGAUGUCGGGACAUCUGGACCUCUUGACCCCUGGUCGCGGGUCGUGCGGACAGAUCGAUAUUUGGGCUUAUGGUCCAUGAGCGGUAUUAUAGACCAGAGGAGCUGCGCCGUGCUGCUCCGAGGGGCCGUGUCGUGCUGCUCCGAGCCCCGAGGGCCCGUGCUGUGCUAUCCCGGACCAGUGCCGUGCUCUGUGGGGCCGUCCUUGUGGCCGUGCGUGCUCCCUGGGCUUCUGAGGUGAUCUGGAGCCGUGCACUGCCCCAUCCCAGUGGACCAUCGGCGGAUGGUGGAGUGCAUGUGGUCGUCCACUGCCGUCCACAGGCCGCGGUGGAACGAGUGGCGAGUGUGAGAACUGCGAUGCGUGCCGGGUGGUUGAAGCCCAGGCGCCCCGCAGUGCAGACACCGGCGUGCCCCAUUAGUACGCAGUCUUGCCGCUAGGUAGGCUGCCGUCGCCUUCGACCCGGCGCCGGUACAUACCAUUAGCAUGAAGCCAGGACUCGGGAUUACCGUGAUGUGGGCAUACUUUGUGGUAAAAAGUAAAAACAAACAAAGGAAAUUGAGGGAAAAAUCGAAGGAGGAUUCAAGUUUUGGGAAUGCUUGGUAUUUAACGUUGGUUUGAAAUGUUUGACGAAAUCAAAAGGAAUGAUAUCGAGUGAUGAGGCUCAGGAGAUAGUGCUAAGGUUAAGAGCAGGUUCGAGCAAUUUCGAGCUUGUUUCGGGUCCGUGGCCCUGUGGUCAUUCUGGUCAGGCGUGAGCUGUGCUUCUUUGAGUUAGUCGCGAGACUAGCAGGUUUCAUUUUAUUAUAAAUUGGAAUUCGCAGCGUCACGUUUCAUUUAUCGUCCUGAUAAGUGUUGCUUGCGUUUAAGGGUGUCUUGCGUGAAUUCUGCUCUGUUUUUUUUUUUGUGACCAAUUCGUGCUGUACAUAGUCACUGCCGCGUUUAAUGUAGCAUGUUCUUUCUGAAUGCAAUCGUCUGCAAUC